Molecule: messenger RNA, 1035 nt
Organism: Drosophila ananassae
Lineage: Eukaryota; Metazoa; Arthropoda; Insecta; Diptera; Drosophilidae
Exons: 4
Coding region: 116-610 (164 amino acids)
Source: RefSeq, a predicted model, not a curated record
CAGGCCGUAAUUAAAAGCUCGAGAAAUCAAUUUAAUACUCACGAGACUCGAGACUCUAGAGUCUAGACUCGACAUUCGUAGCUCCACUUGUCAAACAUUUUGUAAGCCCCCGAAAAUGGUGACCGUCACUUUCUGCUGCUAUUUCUUUAGCCUCCGGGUUGGAUGUAUUUUGAGCGGGCUUUGGCUGAUCAUUUAUUACUCUGCUCUGGCUUUUGUUAUGUAUUCUGAAAUUAUUAAUCCCAGAUUCGAGAAGGGAAAAUACUGGGACACUUGGGGCGACGAUGUAAGCGAGGACUUGGAAGGUUACUGGGUGCUUGGAAUUGCUUAUCUUGUGAUGGAUUUUGUUUCUAUAUUUUUGAUCUUUGGGGGAAUUGUGAAAUCCAUCACUCUCUUGAGUAUGUUUUUGGUCCUGCAGAUAGUUCCUGUGUCGGUGAAAGUUUUCUUCAUGCUGUGGGCCGUUUUCACAGGCCUUGAACUUGAGUCUGUGAUUACUUAUCUGCUGCCACUGAUUUUUCUUCUUUACAUCGAUGUGGUGGCAUAUUCCUAUCUGCAAGCUGUGAGGUUUAAGAAGAAAAGGAUCUUUGCAUCUGCUAUUUCCAUUGAGUAUUAAUUUAACAGCGGACAAGAAAGAUAAGAACGGUUGACUUUCCAGCAGAGAGACAUGUCAAGAAAUGAAAACAAAAAUGAUUUAUCAUAAUGGGAGUUGGGGCCGAAGAAGCUGGAUCCGAUUCAGAAUUGGGACCGAGAAUGUCAGGGGCAUUGGGAGUUGGUUGGGGGUUUGGGGCCUCUGCUCCCAGCGGUGUUGCCUAAACGGGCGAUAACGGCCAAGACGAAGAUGGGACAGGAAUCAAGAGAACGGCCACGACCGAAAAGAUAUCGGGAUCGGUCUCGAUCUCGGUCUCGGUCUUGGUCUCGGAACGCUGCGUCUGGAUGUCAACUCUUCAUAUAAAAAUUAACGAAAUAUAAAUUAAAAAGUAUGCCCUACCUCUCCACCACAGGGCGAUGAAAUAAAAACCAGAAAUAUUCUUUCCUGUA